AACCUGGUAUUUUGCCGAAUUUCAAAAGUGAAGAGUUGGUGCAGCAAGUGCUCGAGAAGUUGCGUAAAGCACAAUUGAAUUCUCCGUCUCUCUCUCUCUCUCUCUCUCUCUCCCGCACGCAUUUGAAAAUUGAAAUGAGGAUCUGAGAGAGCAAUCAGAUUGGCACAAAGAAUGAGUGGAGCGAGACUGUGCUCGUUGUUGGGGGAAUUGGGAUACGAAGGGGCAGGGGGAUUGGACCCUGACAGCUUCGAGUGGCCCUUCCAGUACGACGACGCACGCCCCAUCCUCGACUGGAUCUGCUCCAGUCUCCGCCCCUCCAACGUCUUCUCCCUCUCCGAACUUUCCCAGUAUGAUCAGUUUCUGCAAGAAGGGAAGCUACUGGAGGGGGAGGAUUUGGACUUUGCUUAUGAUAGUAUUUCAGCCUUUUCUGCCAGGAGAGACAACCAGGAGGCACUUUUUGGAGCUGAAGAAGGAUUAAAAGAUAUACGGGAUGCAACUUUGGCAAAUAAAGCUGAAGCUUUAGAGCUGCAGAGAGAGCUUAAGAAUCUGCAGUCUCAAUUUGAUAUGCUCAGUGGCCAAGCUUCAGCUUUGAUCCAAGGGAGACGGGCACGAGUUGCUGCAACAUCUAAUGUCAAUGGACACCUGACGUUAAUAGAUGAUAGUCUUUCAGCAAGAAAUUUACAGAUGAACGCAGUUCUUGGAAGGAUCACUGCUACAGCACAGGAGUUGGCUCAUUAUCAUUCUGGUGAUGAGGAUGGCAUCUAUUUAGCAUACUCUGACUUUCAUCCAUACUUGCUGGGAGAUUCAUCCUGUAUAAAGGAGCUAAAUCAGUGGUUUGCUAAGCAAUUGGACACGGGUCCUUUCCGAUUAGUUGCUGAGGGGAAAUCCAAAUGCUCUUGGGUGAGUCUUGAUGACAUUUCAAAUAUCAUUGUAAAAGAUGUGGAAAAAUCCCAACAUCAACGUGUAUCUGAAUUGCAGCGGCUUCGUUCUAUAUUUGGAACAAGUGAAAGACAGUGGGUAGAGGCCCAAGUUGAGAAUGCUAAACAGCAAGCGAUUCUAACAGCACUUAAAACUCAAAUAUCAUCAGAUGAAGCUCACAUUCAUCUUGAUCUUCAUUCUCUUAGGAGAAAGCAUUCUGAGCUGGUGGGAGAACUUUCCAGUCUUUUUCACAAAGAAGAGAAGUUGUUAUCUGAGACUAUUCCGGAUCUUUGUUGGGAGCUUGCUCAACUCCAGGACACAUACAUUUUGCAAGGUGAUUAUGAUUUAAAGGUCAUGCGCCAAGAAUACUAUAUUAGCCGGCAGAAAGCGUUCAUAAAUCAUCUGAUCAAUCAACUUGCGAGGCAUCAGUUCUUAAAAAUAGCUUGUCAGUUGGAAAAGAAGAACAUGCUUGGAGCAUAUUCGUUAAUUAAGGUUAUUGAGUCAGAGCUCCAAGCAUACAUGUCAGCAACCAAAGGCCGAGUGGGUCGUUGCCUGGCACUGAUUGAAGCUGCAUCUGACGUACAUGAACAAGGAGCAGUGGAUGAUAAGGAUAAUUUUCUGCAUGGGGUUAGAGAUCUUUUAAGUAUCCAUUCAAAUGCUCAAGCUGGGUUUUCAACAUACGUAUCAGCUCCAGGCAUUGUUCAGCAGAUAUCUAGUCUUCAUUCAGACUUGAUGACCCUUCAAUCUGACCUUGAAAAUUCUCUUCCGGAAGACAGAAAUAGAUGUAUCAAUGAGCUGUGCAGCCUAAUCCAAAGUCUGCAGCAACUACUAUUUGCAUCUUCAACAACUGCACAACCAAUACUUACACCUCGGUCAUUGAUGAAAGAGCUUGAUGAAAUGGAAAAGAUCAAUUCAAAACUCUCUGCUGCAGUUGAAGAGGUGACACUGGAACACUUGAAGAAAAACGAGAUUGUAAAACAUCAUUCUCAAGAAGUCGGGCUUCAAAGGCGGGUGUUUGUUGAUUUCUUCUGCAAUCCUGAGCGUUUGAGAAGCCAAGUAAGGGAACUGACUGCUCGAGUUAGAGCUUUGCAAGUUUCUUAGCUCAUUCAGAUUGUACAUCUCCAUUUUCAUUCCGUGGACUGGAUUAUUGUGUGCAUUAUGUGUCACCUAAAGAUGCAAUUGUUGUAAGCGGACUCCAGAAUCAAAUUUGGCAUUUAUGGAUAUCAAAAUAUAUGAAAGAUCUCCCUGAAAA
Molecule: messenger RNA, 2170 nt
Organism: Alnus glutinosa
Lineage: Eukaryota; Viridiplantae; Streptophyta; Magnoliopsida; Fagales; Betulaceae
Product: AUGMIN subunit 3
Exons: 18
Coding region: 172-2019 (615 amino acids)
Biological process (GO): centrosome cycle; spindle assembly
Cellular component (GO): mitotic spindle; HAUS complex; centrosome
Source: RefSeq, a predicted model, not a curated record